AAACACAAACCGCAGAUGCCGCCACUGUCUCCGAUCAAUUUUCCGCAAAAAUGACCCUUUUUUAGCCCCAUGGGCACCGAAAUCGACGUUUUUAUCAGUAACUACACCCUCGUGGACCCCGAAAUUUACCAAUUGUGGGUGGAGGGCCACACAGCAAGCGAAGCUGUCUCGAUUCUCAAUCAAAGGGGCCUUGGACAGGUCACUGGAGCCUCUCUCGAGUUGAUCGCCAGCGAUGUUUUAGACCACUACCGUACUUACUCUCUUCUGGAAAAACUACUCAGUAACCCCAAUAAAUUACAGGAGCAAUUGGCGUUCCAGAUUGAACCCCAGACGAGGCAAUUACUGAUUGAGAAAUACUACGAUUUUGAUGACGUGGUCGUCCGGGAAUUAAUAGGGAAAAAAUUGUCAAGUAAACACAGGAAGGAUUUAGAUGAGGUGGCGGAGAAGACAAGAGUGCCCCUUAAGUCGUGCCGGCGGCAAUUCGAUAAUGUCAAACGCAUUUAUAAGAUGGUGGAAGACAUGCAGGGCCCCGUGGUGCAAAACAUCCAAAAUCACUUCUACUUGAGUGAACCUUUGGCCAAAAAAUACGCUUGUAUUGUCUUUCUUGCUUGUAUUCGCUUCGAGACUAAACGGAAACUCAACCACAUUACAUUCUCAUGUUGGAAACGCUGCACAGAGGCAAUCAUGGACAACUGGACGAAUAAAUUAGCCGGGGUUGAUAAUUUCGAUACAGAACUUGAUAAAGACUUCUUCACCGAAUUAAAAGACAUCAAAAUUAUGCUUGAAAAAGAACGAGAACAUAAACAGUUGGUAUGCCUGACACUCAAGGCAACACUGUUACACAAGUGUUAUACCGAUUUGGACUCAAAUUUUAAAAACUACAGUCGGGCUCUUUUGCAACCCGCCAGUAACAUGCAUAGGCCCCGAGACGUCAAAAAUAUGUUCCUAGAAUUAAAUUCACUUUCGGAUUCUUUAAAACAAGCGAAUUGGAGUGGACAAGAAUUGGAAAUUUUCCUCAACGGUUAUACACAAUGUGGAUUCGAAAUUGAUGUUAUAAGGGACUCGAACUCCAUGAAGACACUUUGGGAGAAAUACAUGACAGUCAUUUCUGAAUGUCUUCUUGCCAUGUACUAAUUUAUUUACAUAUUUACAAAUAUAAUUAAGACUUGA
This is a messenger RNA of Tribolium madens (black flour beetle), 1170 nucleotides long. It is a transcript of the gene Fibp, whose product is annotated as acidic fibroblast growth factor intracellular-binding protein. Bases 70 to 1134 code for a protein of 354 amino acids. The record is from RefSeq and is a predicted model, not a curated record. Gene Ontology annotation, cellular component: nucleus. The transcript is spliced from 4 exons. NCBI's taxonomy places the organism in Eukaryota, Metazoa, Arthropoda, Insecta, Coleoptera, Tenebrionidae.